GUCACCAGAUAAGAUACCUCAAACACUAUGUUAAGGUCUGUCAGCGUUUUAUAUUACUUGGUGGUGGUCCACGUUUUACCUUCUGACUCCCAGUUUGAUGGAUGUCUACCGAAACAGUUCAACUGCAUUGCUGCCAAGCUUCGAGGGGAGUACACACCUCUUGGAUCUCACCUGACGGACAGCACGGAGAAGGUGUUCUAUGACGAAGACAGAAGAAUGAUAGCGAGAGAAGAGUCUGGACAAACGGACGGACAACCAUUCCUGACAAUCCGUCUCUAUGACUAUCCUAACAAAACGUUGUACGAUGUGGUUACAAUUGAUGGCAAAGAGAUAUGUGUGAAGCUGAUCCUAGACGAACCCUUCAAGAAGGUGUGCAUACCAGAAAAUACACAGUUAAUAUGGGGGAAGUCUGUGAUAGGAAUCUAUCCAAACAUGGUGCCCACUAACAGAUAUAAAUGGGAGGUUGGUAACCUGACCACUGAACUCACCUACACCUACACGAUGCAACCAGUUCUACUGGACACGUAUGGCACCGACCAGGACGGAGUGUCUGUGUUUGAGACGGUAUGGGUCCAGAACAUCACGCACACGGCGGCCAGUGCUGACAUCUUCACUCCUCCUCCAAGCUGUAAGGAUGCAGUGUUCCAGGAUACCCAAGAGCAAAACAGACGGAACGUUGGGUACCUGGCAUUUUGAGAGGAGGCAACAUGGAGAAUACUGUUUCCAUGACUACAUUGUACAUGAUUAGUGUAAUAAACGUUAUGUCAACAUUU
Haliotis rubra (blacklip abalone) is the source of this 773-nucleotide messenger RNA. RefSeq lists its product as uncharacterized. The coding region runs from base 28 to 696 and encodes 222 amino acids. Gene Ontology annotation, biological process: cell-matrix adhesion. The transcript has 6 exons. The record is from RefSeq and is a predicted model, not a curated record. Gene Ontology annotation, cellular component: extracellular region; lysosome. Lineage: Eukaryota; Metazoa; Mollusca; Gastropoda; Lepetellida; Haliotidae. Gene Ontology annotation, molecular function: calcium ion binding.